Messenger RNA from Notolabrus celidotus (New Zealand spotty), 5988 nucleotides. It is a transcript of the gene srek1, whose product is annotated as splicing regulatory glutamine/lysine-rich protein 1. Gene Ontology annotation, cellular component: nucleoplasm. The transcript has 12 exons. The coding region runs from base 1400 to 2530 and encodes 376 amino acids. The record is from RefSeq and is a predicted model, not a curated record. Gene Ontology annotation, molecular function: RNA binding. Lineage: Eukaryota; Metazoa; Chordata; Actinopteri; Labriformes; Labridae.
GUCCCUGACUUACUUCAUUGUGAAACCUUUCCAGGAAUCAGAGGAAGAACCAUCUCGCACCGCUAGCUUGGAUAAACUGCUUCAUGCAGGCUGAGUGAGAAAUAAAGAGAAGGACUGUAACCACAUUCAUCAGUCUGCACCAUGAGCGGGAUUCCAGGCACAGCUGUCGUCCAGGUCACCAACCUGUCCUCGGCCGUGAGCAGCGAGCAGAUGCGCACUCUGUUCGGCUUCCUGGGAGACAUCGACGAGCUGCGGCUCUACCCGCCCGACAAUGCCCCUCUGUCUUUCUCCUCCAAAGUGUGUUAUAUAAAGUACCGAGACCCCUCCAGUGUUGGUGUGGCGCAACAUCUCACCAACACAGUGUUUGUUGACAGAGCUCUGAUAGUGGUGCCAUGUGCAGAAGAUGACUAGACUGGCCCAGCUGUUACACUACACUAGCCUGAGUCAGGCAUUGUUUUCCAAGCCACUAUCCCCGAUCGGGCCAACGCAGCCUUCAAGGGGGGAAUGUGACCAGGAGAAUAGCCCGCUGAUCCUUCCAAGAUGGACACCUUGUCUCUUUUUAUUUAUUUUUCUUUUCUUUUUGGUUUGUUUCCUUUCAUACUUUCCCAUGUUGUCCACUUUCUCCUGUCUCUAUCUAGAAACUACAGUAUUGCUUAAUCUCUAGCGUUGUGUUAUAUUUGUUAUUUUGGUUUGUUGUUUUGAUUAUUGUCCAACCCCCACCCCCCUCUCUCUUUCCGCUACAGCUGCAGCUUGUGUGUGAUUGAAUUCUGUCCAGGUUGCUCCGGCAUACUGCUGGUGGGGAUGUGUAUCACACAUGGGAAGCUAGGAGGAUCACUAACACUUUACUCUGUUGUCACCAACCUCCUGUUGACAUAGUGAGGGGGCUAGACGUUCUAAAAGUGAGAUCCAGUAAUGACAACUUUACCUCUUUAAAAAAAAAAAAAACGUCUCAUCUUUCAGAUCUCUUUGCACUUUUGACCUGUGCUAAAAAUCUACUCACAGCUCUGAUAUGGAUGUUUUAAUAUUGUCACUCUCCUCUGUUAACUUACACUUUGCGUCGUUCCUUUUGGAGUUUAUUCCUUGAAGUAGAAGUGUUAAAGUCAUGCUCUGAUUCUCUAGUUAUUCUGUAAACAUAGCCGACUCUUCUUGCAGUAAAAGAAGCAGAUUUUAAUCCAAAGUGGAAUGAGCAAAACUCCUAAUUGGUUGUCUUCUUUUUCUUUAUAGCUAAGUCUUGGCUAACAUUUCCUACAGUUCUUAAAAUUGUUGUUCUUCUCUGUAUCUGAUGUCCUGUGUGCUAUUAGUGAUGCAGCCAAUGGGGUUGUCUUGUGUUGCACACCUUUCCAACACUGCGAAAACGAUCGCCCCCCCCCCAAGGAAAAGCGCCCAUGCUUGAUAUCGCAUGGUUCAUGACCAAUAUGUUUCCAGUACAGGGAAGAUACCGGAGGAGGCCAAGGCUUUGUCUCUCUUGGCACCCGCCACCCCAGUACCCAGCCUGAUUCCUGGUGGGGGACUGCUACCGAUUCCUACACCCGCCCCGCUGCAGAAUCUGAACCUUCCCAUUGUGAAUCGAGCAUCAGCGACUCUGGACCCUGCAGCGUCUUCUAGUGGUCAGCCCCCCCUCAUGGGAAACGUGGAUCCCUCCAAAAUCGACGAGAUCAGGAGGACGGUCUAUGUCGGCAACUUGAACUCACAGACCACCACCGCCGAGCAGCUCUUGGAGUUCUUCAAGCAGGUUGGAGACGUGAAGUUUGUAAGGAUGGCCGGAGACGAGACUCAGCCGACGCGCUUCGCCUUCGUGGAGUUUGUGGAGCAGGAGUCCGUCGCCCGAGCUCUGACCUUCAAUGGAGUCAUGUUUGGAGACAGACCCCUGAAGGUUAAUCAUUCCAAUAACGCUAUCGUUAAACCUCCUGAGAUGACGCCGCAGGCCGCUGCUAAAGAGCUGGAGAGUGUGAUGAAGAAAGUGAGGGAAGCUCAGUCCACCAUCGCUGCUGCUAUUGAUCCAGCUGACCUAAAGAAGAGUUCCUCCUCCAGCCAGACCAAGCGGGCACGCCGCUCACACUCCAAAUCACGCUCCCGGUCACACUCGAAAACACGCAGGAAAAAGUCCCGUUCCAAACACAGAACGCCGCAGAAGUCAUGGCCGAAGAACGACUCCCACAGCUCCCGAAGCGGCCACAAGAAGCGGUCUCGCUCCAGAGACAGGAGACACAGUCGCAGUCGCUCGAGGGGCCACAGGAGGAAGAGUAAGGAACGCUCACGGAGCCCCCGAAGGAAAGUCAGAUCACCCUCACCAAAAAGAGGUAAGAAAGACAAGAGGAGGGAGCGCAGCAGGGACCGAAAGGAGCGCUCCACAUCCAGGAAGAGGAGCCGCAAAGACGAGGACCGGACGAAGAGCAAGGCCAGGCCAGUGAAGGUUGUGAAAGACUACAACCGAGUGGAAAAGGAAGACUUCGAAAGCGACAGAGAAGACUCGGUCGGCCUCAGCGAGGACAUGACAUCAUCACCCUGCGUCCAGCACAACGGCAGCUAAAAGACUCACCAUGAGGAGCGUGCGUGGACGCAGAGGGACUAUUACAGCAGCACGAAAUCAAACGAUCUCAACGCCCGUCAGGUGUGUAUCAAAACAAGAACACUGGACAACCAACCAACCAACGAACAACGAGUUCCCCCCGUCAGCAUCAGUGUCCUGUUGUACCGCCUGGUUUUUACAGCAACACAUGGAUCCUUUUAUUUAAGUUAUUGUUUGAGGAGAACACCUGAAGGCCGAGUGAGGACUGGGGACAGCAAAGAGAGUCUCAGCUUCACAGUUCAGCAGAUCAUUGAUGGGUUUAGAGGCUCAGAGAUGAUCAUGAAUGAUCAUUUCAUCAUUAAAACUCUCCAAACAGCAGAUUUCACACAGGCAGAAUCUAAAGCUUUUAUUGGAUUCAUAUUGAAACACAAACACUCUGUCCACCUUCUGAUUCUGAUUGGUCAGUAUACAGCAGUGGUCUGCUAUUUCUCUAUAGCAUGCAGAUGCAGAAGCAAUGAAGAGCAGACCGUUGUUGUGGAUGCAGAGAAAAGAGAGAGAGCGUGGAGUUAUUGUUCUUUAAACACUGAUAAUGUUACUGAAUCUGAGGCAGUGGCGUGGCAGAAAAAGUCCUCCCUCUGAAAACUGUGAAAUGUUUACAACAAGAGAAACACAACCACUUUUAAUCCAUUGAAAUCAUGUCCAUGUCAGUUAUUUGGCGUAAAACUAUUUAUUAAAGAAGUAAGAAGCCAAAUUCCACCAGAUCUGUGUCCGGUCCGUCUCUGAUCCGUCACCGGAUCUGAUAGGUUUCUAUUCUAGUUAAUCUGUUAACUUCCACUGGAUCCACUCCGUUGCGUUAGAUCAGAUACACAAGACUUCUAUUUCUGUCGGAUGCCGGAGCACGACGCAUCAAUCUUAAUAGAGCAGAUGGAGCAGGACAGGAAGUCAGGUUUCACCAAAACAAAAUGAAAACAUCCGGUUAAUUUUCAGAAUAAAACACUCUGUGUUAUCACCAGAUCGUAUUUCACUUAACUAUGACAACAAACCGUCAUGAUGAGCGAGGGUGGACUGGAGUCAACAGGUCAGAGGUUUUCAGAGGACCAGAAAGACAACAUGGAUGAGGAGAGGAGGAGGAGAAUCCUUGAUUCAGGGAUUAAUGCAGGAAAACCUCGGUCACAUGACUCCAGCUUUUCGGCGGUCCUGCUCCAGAUCAGAGAUGGACCGGACACAGAUCUGGUGGAAGUCCUGUGUAAGAGUGGAAGGUUAGACAAUCUUAAAAGUUAGACGAGUCCUGCUCACCCGGUUGAGGUUCCAAUCUGCUACAGCAACCCACUCACUUGAUAAUCUUGUACACAGAUACAAAGAUUGUAGUCAUGAUACUCCAGAGGACCACAAAACAUGCCAGCUUCUGAAUCAGCUGCACCAUAAAGGAAAUACCAGUUUCAAAAAAGCCUGUUUUAGUGAACAGGUCAGCAGUAUUAAGUUUACUGUGUCAUGUGAGAUGCAUCCAAAAUGAAAAACUGGGCGUUUCAAUAUUGCUAAUGGCAAUAUUAAGCAACUAAAUUCAUAAACACUAAUCAAAUGUUGCUCCUGUGAGUGCAACCUGGGUUAUUUUUGCAGCUGUGAGAUUUUAAAAUGAUAAUGUGUUAAUUUAUUGCUGCACAGGGACAAUAUAACUGUGUUAUAUCAUAGAUAAUUAAAAAGUAGGCUUCUGAAAUGAUUGAUAUGUGCACUUUAAUGCAACACACAAAGUAAGGAAGUUCAUCUGCAUUAAAACACAUGUAAAGCUUUGCACUCUCAUCAGGCUACAAUCUGAAACAAAAGCUUCACUUGAUUCUUUCAGUUUGAUCUACAUCUGUCUCUCUCUCUGGUUGAUAGCUGAGUUACUUUAUAUAGCGCUCCCAAACAGUUGUCACUCAUCACACUCCUUUUUUAGAGACAGACUGGUGACAAGUGUGAAGCAGCUGCAGCAGAGCAGGCUGACACUGUCUCUUGCUUCAGUUGUGUUUCGUUAACGCAUAAACGAAGACUGAAAAAUAAUGGAAGUGUAAUCCGGACUUUGUUGUGGAUUUAGAAUCUUCUGCACACUAACAUGCAAAUCAGUGUUCUUUACGCCUCAUGGAGUACAAAUAUAAACGCGCCUCUCUGUCGGGUGUCAAAAAAACCGCCUUUCCUCUUAUUCUGCCGCUCCGUGUCCAACUUCCCAUUCUGCUCUUCACUGACUUCAUUAAGUCAAAGAAGUGCAUUGUCAUGUUGCCCCCUCUGACAGAUGUUCUGCUGAUGCUGAAAGCCUCAUCGGUCCAGGGAAAGCGUCCCGUCUUUCUUCUUCGUUGCAUUAAAAUCUCUGGAAACUGGCGCCUCCUGCAAACGUACACUGUCAAGUCUGCAGAAUCAUGUUCUACAGUUUCUCUGGACCUCCUUGCGAAUAUAUUUUUACUACAAAAAGGCAUCUCUUAUUAGGUCAGUAUGAGAACAUGAUGAGCUGCAGCCACAUCCCAAUGCAUCAUGUUCUUUUUCAUGUUAUUGUUGUAAUGCUGUGAGAUAAAAAAAAAGAAGCUAUUUAAUGUUUUAUAGAAGCGAUGCAGGCCGAUACUGUAAAAAAAAUGAUGGUUUGCAAAAUGUCUGUCAGCUUAUAACGCUCCAGAGAGAACGGUAUUGUAAAUGAAGACUCACUGUUGCAGCUGAGACGAGGUGUCAAAGGUCAAAUAACUGCAUGGAACCCCAGAAGGGUCAAAAAGUGCCUAGACUAAGAUUGUACAGAAUAUUCUAAUAAUGUUGAGACUUAUUGACCGAUGCAACUUGGAUUUACUGUCAGUUCUGUUGAAUAGUUAAUGAGAUGUUAUAUUAAAGUAUUGUCAGCUGUCUUUUAGAGAGUAAUAGCAGAUUAGAUUUAACAUUGAUGGGACUUAAGUGGAUUUUUUUUUUAUAUUAACAGUUUAUUUUCUGUCAUUUUGGUGUUGCAGUUUGCAGUAUUGUGAUUGUGUUAAAAUAUUUGUGCAAACUAGCCCCCCAAAAUCAGGAAACAGGAGCGUUUCUGAAGCUUGUUGCAUUUUAAAAAGCGUCUUUGCCAAACUCCUCCUUUCAUGGCUUUUUACAAAAACUCAUCUUCUUGCUUUUUUUUUUCCCUUUUCCUGCUUUUUUUUUAUGUUUAACAAGGCUUCAGUUUGAAGUGGUGAACUCGUGAUAAAGCUAAGAAGAAAAAAAAAAAUUCCAACACAACCAAACAGUAUGUGAAGAGUUUUAUUUUUUAUAUCCAUGUACCUGCUAUGUGAGGUUUAGAUGGUGGUUAAUGAUUGUGCUCUGCAAGGGAGGGGGGAGGGAGGGGGGGAGGUUGGAAACUUGAUGUCUGCCUUUUUGAUUCUUUAUAAAGGUUUGGUGGAGUUGUUUCUGGAGAGCUUGGAUGUGUGUAUGUGAUCCUUCAUGAAUCUAUCAGAACAUCUGAUCUGGUUCCAAAAAUACUAAAUAAAGAGACUUUACAUUCA